CAAUUAUAAUACAACACUAAUGUCAGACGAUAAUAUGAUUAAACUAAAAUCUUAUGUUAUAAAUACAAACUAUGAGAUCGGCCGAGGUUAAUAUGGGGUAGUUUACGAAUGCUAAGAUCUAGAUAACCCACAACUGAAAUUAUGCGCAAAGGUAAUACAAAUUAACAUUACAGAUCAUAAAUGAAAGACUUGAAGAUCCAAAAACAAAAAGGGAAAUGGAUUUGAUGAAAACGAUUAUGAACUCUGCAAAGGGGAACAAAAACAUCGUAGGAGUUGAAUAUGUUCAUUUAGAUGAUGAUAGGAUAAUACUUAUAAUGGAAAAAUGUGAAUGCGAUCUCCAAUCAAUAAUUGAUAAGAGAAAGAGACUCGAGAAUAAGAAUUUUCAGCCUACAGAAGCACUCAAUAUACUAAAACAAAUUGUGAAUGGCUAUAAAGUGCUCCAUUCCAAUAACAUCAUACAUAGAGAUCUUAAGCCUGCAAAUAUAUUAGUCUUAGAUGGGGUUUAUAAAGUAUAUAAAUGACAAUUGCACUUUAGAUCGCUGACUUGGGAUUGGCUAGAGUCUUGGAAGCAAACACAAACACAGCUGUGACAAAAGUGGGAACACCAAAAUAUGUUGCUCCUUAAUUGUAUCUGGAGAAUUUCUUUACAAAUUCAGCCGAUAUUUUCUCAGUAACAUUUAUUAUGUAUAAUUAAACAGCUAGGCAUCAUCACCUAUGAAUUAAUUUUUGGUGGAUUGCCUUAUGUUGCGAACAGUUAAUUGUAAGUCAAAAAGUCUUUGAAAAAUCUAGAAAAAGUCCCAGUUGUAGUUAAACAGGACCAUCCAGGAGUAAUAAUAAUAGAUAUUCUUAGAUGACUAAAGAAUUGGCUCUUUUAAUCGAAGGCAUGCUUAAAUUUAAAGAGCCAGACAGAAUCAGUUGGGUAGACCUAUUUGAGCAUCCCCUCAUAUUAGAGGGAAAAGCUGUAGUAAAUUAAUCAGGGUAACUAAUUAUACAAUUAAUUAAAUUACAGAUUUAUCAAAGAGGGUCCUGAGGAGGAGGAAGAGGAAGAACCAGUAUAAGAGCAAUAGAAACCAGCUGAGACUCCAGCCAAAGAAUAGUAAUAAUAAGUUCCUCCAAGAAUUUUCAACCAACCUAUACCCACUUUUACUGCACCUAUGGCAUUUCCAUAAAUGAAUAAACCCAUGAAUCCAGUUACUACAAUCCCUCCUCAAUUCUAACAAGGGAAGUUUUCUACUCCCCAAAGUUUUGUUCCACUUGGAGUAAACCAACAGAAAGUAGCGCCAUUCCCGCCCCAAAGAUUUUAAACAGGGACAGCUCAAGUUUAGCCUACACCUGUUGUUGCUCCACCUUUCAAUACAGCAAAUGCACCUGUGAACAACACCGUUUAGCCUUUCCAAUUUCAAUAGGUCCAAGCUCAAUCUGAUUAGCUAUAUCAAGCAGGGGUUGUUAUUGACUAAGUAUUAGAUUCUUUAGAGAGAUAUGUGUAAUAAUAAUAGAAUAUUCUAGAAACAUGUAGUUAUCAUUGAAAUAAGAAUGGUUUGGAUUGAAAUUGAACCUCCAUUGCUUUUCACAAUGUUUCUUUGAACAUGCAAAGGUUUUGAAAGCAUAAACUUAAAAUUAAUAAAAUCCUAAUUAACCACAGUUUUACACACUGGCGAAUGUUGAAUAGGCAAUUGAGAAACAACAAAGAUAUCAUUAAGUAAUCUCCCAGGAAUUGGAACGACAUUAAAUAAAUUAAAUAUAUCCUGUUAUGGCCAUAAAUCCAGAUUAUAAUAAUUAUCUACAAAAAUUGAAAUACAUUUUAUAGACUAAAGGUUUGUUCCAAUAUUAACCUGACAAAAAAUAUUAUGUCGAAUAUUUAUAGUAAUAGUAUUAAUAUGAACUGCUAGAUUAUUGUAUUUCCUUGAAAGACUCAAAGAAUAGAAAGAGCCUUUUGAAGAUAUCUAUUCAACCGCAUCUGACACAUACAAGAAUCAAAGAGUGGAAUCUGUUUUAAUAGAUUAUCUUAACAAGAGAUUCACCCUAUGAAUUAUUGAGC
Paramecium octaurelia is the source of this 2038-nucleotide messenger RNA. The record is from the annotation of a GenBank genome assembly. NCBI's taxonomy places the organism in Eukaryota, Ciliophora, Oligohymenophorea, Peniculida, Parameciidae.